Cryptotermes secundus is the source of this 1689-nucleotide messenger RNA. RefSeq names its product histone H3.3. The record is from RefSeq and is a predicted model, not a curated record. The transcript is spliced from 5 exons. NCBI's taxonomy places the organism in Eukaryota, Metazoa, Arthropoda, Insecta, Blattodea, Kalotermitidae. Gene Ontology annotation, molecular function: protein heterodimerization activity; DNA binding; structural constituent of chromatin. Bases 177 to 632 code for a protein of 151 amino acids. Gene Ontology annotation, cellular component: nucleosome.
UAGGGUCGGAAUUUACGCUGUGACGUGACGCAGUAAAAUAAUAAUUAGACUAUGCUGAUAUCCUCAAUACGCGACCUCCUAUUGAAAUUUCAGUUAACAUUUCUGGUUGGUCCAGAACAUCAACUGCUUGUCUCUCAUAGAAAUUUCGAUCUGGAACCCGCAGAGCAGUCUUUUAAAUGGUUCGCAGAAAGCCUUUGGAAGUGAGAAGGACCAAGUUUACGAGAGAGGCAGAAGCCGCAAUCCAGUCCUCAAGGAAUGUAUCACCAAGAGUCUCCAGAAAUAAUGACGGACAUCAGUCUUCGAGUACGACCAGGAAGCCAAAACGACGCUUUCGCCCUGGUGUACGGGCUCUUAUGGAAAUCAGAAAGUUCCAGAAGAGUACAAACUUUCUUAUACCAAAAUUGCCAUUUGCGAGAGUUGUGAGAGAAAUUAUCAUGACCCUUGUUCCUGGGGAUUACAGAAUUCAAAAACUGGCUCUUGAAGCACUGCAAGAGGCAGCUGAAAUGUAUGUGGUGCAGUUUUUUGAAGACUCUUUAUUAUGUGCUGUGCAUGCAAAACGUGUUACACUGAUGGCCAGCGAUCUGCAGUUAGCCCGACGCAUUCGUGGGCAUACCGACACUAUCAACUUCUAAGUAUAAUGUCAAAUGUGUUUUAAUAGGAAAGAUCAGUUGGAAUAGUGGAUUUCUUUACUUCCGAACUGUGAUUAAGUUCCUGCUGAACUUUGGAUGACCAGCAACACAAUUUUGCAAGAGAGAGGUUUUUUGGACUUGGGUUUGUCUCAUUCUUAUCUGUAAAGUUUCUAUAAUCCUUAGUCACUGAAUCACAGCAAAAUUUAAACAUGUUCUGAAGUCUUGUUUUUUUGUAUUUCUCAUAUCGUAGUUCUGUCAAAUUACAUGUUUUUAUGGAAUGUCUGUUGUGUGCACAAGAUAGCAAGAUAUGUUAAAAAAAUUAUGAUAUGCCUUUACUAUAUAUAGAAAUGACCUCUCAGAUUCCAUAUCUAAUUGUUUUCUUCAAUUCUAAAGGGUUCUGACAGAAUUAGCUAGUUUUUGACUUCGUCCAUUGCCUAGUAUUCUGCAAGAACUUGUUUUGGGAGUGCCUUAUCAAGACACUGGACUGCAGGUGCAGUGACUGAGAUCAGUUAUCCAGUAAUAUGAUAUAUAUAUAUGAGGUUCUCACGGUGGUGAAUACCAAGAUUAUGGUUUUCUAGAAUAUAACUCCUUGAUGUGUCAGUCCUGAAGAUGGAACAUUGGUACAUAUUUACUGAACUACAUUGUGUCACAGCAGCUGCAACCUUAGGAGGACAAUUUAACAGUUUCUGGUUGAUUUUUGCUCUUAGGGAAAUGAAAGGAGCAGAAAUUUUUUUUUCAGUGACAUUCAUACAGAACCUUAAUCUUAUAAUUUUGACCCACCUCUUCUGAUGUUAUCUUGCCCAAUUGCUUUUUGCCUCUUUAACAGAAUAUUUUUUUUUGUCAGCAUGGACACAUGACAGUCCUGUUUUGUCUGUAUUAUAUAUGUGAGAUGUAGCAAAAUAAUAAUUGGAGAAAACUCAUAUAUCUAGAAAUAUACUGUCAUUUUUAUACGUUGUUACAUUUUAACAAAUAUAUACCUACAGUCUGUAUACAUUUGUCUGAUUUGUGUAAGUCAUCAAGUGACCAUUUGCUGUCAGAUAUUUAAUGCAUAAGAAGAAAU